AGUUCACCUUCGGCCAGGUUCCGGUGUUGGAGUUGGACGGCGCCGGUCAAAGGUUCGCUCAGAGCACCGCCAUUCUCACCUACCUGGCCAAGGAGUACGGACAAGAAGAUGGAGAUUGUGAAUAAUGUUAAGAAACCACAUGUGUUCAGCUGUCUAGAACGUCUCCUCGGAGAUAAUGGCACGGGAUGGCUUGUCAGCAAUUCGCUGACGUGCGCUGAUGUCGCCGUGUUUUCUGUGAUCGAAGACCAAGACACUGUAUCCGCCUACCCUCACCUGGCAAGGCUGAAAGAGAAGAUCCAGAACAUUCCAAACAUCCAGAAGUAUCUCGCCACCCGCCCAGAGUCGCCGUACUGAAAUGAUUGGAAUCUUUCCCCGGUUGCUGAACGUCCUGAAUUAUGUACGCAAUUAAAAAAAAGAGGCACCAUUAAUGUAUCAAAUAAACGUGUAAUUUCAGGAGAGA
Molecule: messenger RNA, 460 nt
Organism: Aplysia californica (California sea hare)
Lineage: Eukaryota; Metazoa; Mollusca; Gastropoda; Aplysiida; Aplysiidae
Product: glutathione S-transferase 1
Biological process (GO): glutathione metabolic process
Molecular function (GO): glutathione transferase activity
Source: RefSeq, a predicted model, not a curated record